CCAUCUUGUGGCCAUUGCCCCUUGUCCUGUCCCCACAGACCUGAAGAAAGCUUGGCUCACAGCCCACCAAAGAGGAUGGCAGAGGACUGGAUGGUAUCCUUUAAGAUAUAUUUCCCAUGGGGGAAGUUGCAGGCUUGUUUCAUUCACUGCAACGUCAAAAGCUGAUGGGAUUUGGGAUUUGACUGGCGCAGCUAAGCUCCAAGGACAGGUGACUUUCUAUGCCCUGCCUUGGGAAAAGCUCUGUGGGGACAGUGUGUGCAGCAGCCACACUGCACUGUGAAACUGAUCCCUGCAGUCAGCAUCCAGAUUGUGACAGCGCUUUGUAAUGGCACGAAGAAAUGCUCGUAUUGUUCAUUUCUCCCCAUUUGGUGUUGGGAAAGGGAAGGCUCUGGGGUGAGAGGAAUACCCCAAACUUGUAGGUUUCCAAACCUUCUUUGCCUUCAGCCAUUGCAUUAGGAGAAGUUGCAUCACCAAACACUUUUUUUUUUUUUUGAGGUUUUCACAUGUUGACUUUGCGGCCAGGCUUUGCCCUCAGAGGUUUUGUUUUCUCUUGAGCAUCUGGACUUUAAACUUUAACAUCCCCUGUUUAGCAAUUUCCCCAAAGAGCUGCGGGAAUGCAGGCAGGGUUACCAUUAGCUGCAGAGGGUAGCAAUGGCAGGUUGCUUUUGGACAAUGUUGUUCCUUCUCUCUGCCCUUUUCAUUCCCACAGAGGAGACAGUGUUUAUAUCAGCUGAUGAUGCAAAUGAAGUUAUCAAGAGACACAGGCGUGCCAGCUCCCUCCUUCUGGAGGAGGUUCUCCAAGGCAGCUUGGAAAGAGAAUGCCUUGAAGAGAGAUGCACACAAGAGGAAGCAAGAGAAGUAUUUGAAAAUGAUGAGAUGCUCAAAAUGUUUUGGGAUAACUACUACGGUGGCCAGAGAUGUUCCUCCAACCCGUGCCAGAACGACGGCGUGUGCGAGGACAGCAUUCGUGGCUACACCUGCACCUGCACCGAGGGCUACGAGGGGGAGGACUGCGCCUUUGCUAAAAACGAAUGCCGGCACCAAGGAAAAGAAGGAUGUCACCAUUUCUGCUAUCCAGGAACAGAUUCAUACCGUUGCUCCUGUGCUGAUGGCUAUGAGCUCGGGAAGGACAAAAAGCAAUGUAUCGCUUUAGAUAAAUGUGCAUGUGGCAGACUUCAAGACACGGAUAAUCUGAUAAGCGAAACCCUGAGGAAACGUGACAAGCACUUUCCUUGGCAGGUCCUGCUGUUAAACUCAGAAGGGAAAGGCUUCUGUGGAGGAGUGCUGCUGAAAAGUAAUUUUGUCCUGACCACAGCAGAGUGUGCCCUUCUGCACAGCCAUUUUGAAAUCAGGGUUGGUGCCGGGCACAACAGAACAUGUGGAACUGAGAGGGUAAUGCGCGUUCACGAGAAACACAUACACAUCCGGUACGAUGAGGACACUGGCGAGAACAACAUUGCAUUACUACAACUCCAUGAGCACAUUGAGUGCAACACCCACCAGCUUCCUGUAUGCAUCCCUGAAAGAGACUUUGCAGAACAUGUUUUGAUUCCCAAAUUGGUGGGUACGGUCAGUGGCUGGAAAAGAGAAGGCGACAAAGUUCAAGGUGAGGAGCUGCAGGUUUCCUACCUUCCUACGGAGGACUGCGAACAAAUCCUCAACGUAAGCCUCACAAACAGGCAGUUUUGUGGACACAUCCAGGAGGCCACAGAAAAACAGCUGACUGGAGGAAGCUUUAUGGCCACCGAGUAUAAGGGCACAUGGUUUCUGACUGGCAUCCUGGGACCCUGGCCGCUAGAAGACGCUGACAGAAAAACGUUUCUAUUUACCAACACCGCGAGAUACAUGAUAUGGCUUAACACAAAAUGAAGUGAGACAAACACAACCAAACCCCUACCGACCACCUUUGGAGGCAGCCAGUAGACACAUUUGACUCUAUCACCACUUGCAGCACUGGAAGUUGCAACGAUGAUACCAAUUUAACUCCAAUUCACGUGGAGAAGUCCCUUUGUCCUUCCUUCCUCUGUUGACACACAACACUGUGAAAGCCAUGGCACAUUAACUGUAGGUGUUUUACUAAUAAAUUGACUGAACUCUAAGUUUCCUAGAACUGUUCGUUCUAAAACUCAAAAAGUAUUGAUGCUUUUCUAGGCUUUUAAAAUGUUACUAGAAGGAAAUGAGUCUUUUUAAUUCUUAUUCCCUUGAAAUGUGGAUCAGUAAACCCAUAUUCUUAUUUCAGUAUCUAUACAAGUAAAACUUAUGAAGACCAAGAACACUCCAAGCCUUUAAGUGUUGAUACAGGACUUGACUCUUUCAUAACAUCAAAAAGUUCUUUUCCCUCAUCCAUGGCAGCUGUGUUUUUAAUCAUAAAUCAUAAUUCAGUAACUGGGUAAAAUAAAAACUAGAUUCCCAAAGAGGGGGAAAAAUGUUUUAUUUUCUUUAUUAAAAAAAAAUCCCAUCACAACACACAAAGGUAUGUUGUACUCUUCCUCCUCCCCACCCCCCAAAAAAAAAAAAACACAGAACACACACACAAGGAACAUGUAAAACAAUGGACCCAGUGGCAGUCUUUUCCCCAGAAAUAGAAUAAAACAGUGUAUGGAUAAAUUACUUAGAUAUGCUUUUUUGUUCAUCGUAACAAAAUUUAAUCAAAACAAUAAAGGAAUUAAAAACAAAAACAUAUCUGAGCAACUACAGACCAAAAAAAAAAAAAAAACAAA
Messenger RNA from Anas platyrhynchos (mallard), 2720 nucleotides. RefSeq names its product protein Z, vitamin K dependent plasma glycoprotein (gene PROZ). Gene Ontology annotation, cellular component: extracellular region. Gene Ontology annotation, molecular function: calcium ion binding; serine-type endopeptidase activity. Lineage: Eukaryota; Metazoa; Chordata; Aves; Anseriformes; Anatidae. Gene Ontology annotation, biological process: proteolysis; blood coagulation. The record is from RefSeq and is a predicted model, not a curated record.